This is a messenger RNA of Fusarium coffeatum, 1875 nucleotides long. RefSeq lists its product as uncharacterized. Gene Ontology annotation, molecular function: ATP binding; protein kinase activity. NCBI's taxonomy places the organism in Eukaryota, Fungi, Ascomycota, Sordariomycetes, Hypocreales, Nectriaceae. Gene Ontology annotation, biological process: protein phosphorylation. The transcript has 4 exons. The record is from RefSeq and is a predicted model, not a curated record. Bases 1 to 1875 code for a protein of 624 amino acids.
AUGGCUGACGAAGGCGUUGCUGAGCAUUAUCAGGUUCUCGAGGAGCUUGGCCGGGGAAGCUUUGGUGUUGUCUACAAAGGCAUCGAAAAGGCAACUGGCGAAACUGUCGCUAUCAAACAUAUCGACCUUGAGUCCAACGACGAUGAUAUUCAAGAUAUCCAAGCAGAAAUCGCUGUGUUGAGCACAUGCGCAAGUUCCUACGUUACUCAGUACAAGGGAUCUUUUCUGCGAGGUACCAAGCUAUGGAUUGUCAUGGAGUACCUCGGCGGCGGCUCCUGUUUGGAUCUGCUAAAACCCGCCAACUUCAGCGAAACACAUAUCGCCAUUAUUUGUCGUGAAUUGUUAUUGGGAAUCCAAUAUCUACACACUGAAGGCAAGAUUCAUAGAGAUAUCAAGGCUGCUAAUGUUCUCCUCUCCGAGACUGGCAAAGUCAAGCUCGCUGAUUUUGGAGUCGCCGCUCAAUUGACAAACAUCAAGUCGCAGCGAAAUACUUUCGUUGGAACACCAUUCUGGAUGGCCCCGGAGGUCAUUCAGCAGGACGGAUACAGCUUCAAGGCUGAUAUCUGGUCGCUUGGUAUCACAGCUAUGGAGAUGGCCAACGGAGAGCCUCCCCUGUGCCACAUCCACCCGAUGAAGGUCCUCUUCCAUAUCCCCAAGAACCCUGCUCCUCGCUUGGAGGGCAACUUCGGCAAGGACUUUAAGGACUUCAUCGCCCAAUGUCUCACCAAGGAUUACGACCGUCGACCAACUGCCAAGGACCUCCUGCGCCACCGUUUCAUCCGCAAUGCCGGCAAGGUUGAGGCUCUACAAGAGCUUAUCGCCCGUCGACAAAUGUGGGAUGCCAACCAGAACAGACAGAAGCACCCGAUUUACUACCAAGAGACCCUGCAGACCAUGACUCCUAAGGACGAGCAAGGAGAAUGGGUCUUUGAUACAGUAAAGUCGGUCGCGCCUCCGCCCAAAAGGCCAACGAUCAAGCAGCACCGGAAGCCAUCGUCUAUUUUCAACGCUGAAGAGGCGAUGAAGAAGCUGGAUGUCAAGGAUGGUCCUCUCGGAGGAACCUCUCCCGCACCCGGCACUGUUCGAAAGUCGACUGUCCGACGGUCAUCUAUCGCUCAAAGCACCACAUCAGUGCGAAAUAGUGGCUCUCCUCGAGGCUCCAUUGCUCCCAAGAGGCCCCUUCAGACCGAUAUGUCAUUUGGCAACUCUGGAUCGACUAUGCGUCUUUUCCGAAGGGUGCCCUCAGACAGUUCAAGCCAAGGUGGUCGACCAACAUCGUCUGACGAUGUCUUUUGCGACGAGAAUUCUCCUCCCAUGAACGGCCCCAUUGAGCCAUACGGAAAAGAGGCUGUUCUUGGACGUCGACUGUAUACUAAGGCCGUGGAGCCUAGUCUAAACGAGCUGCAUGCUCAGACCUCUGCCAUGCAGAAGCGAGAAGCACUGGCGAAACUAUCAGACGCAUUCGCGGCCUUGGAUGCAGUUGAUCCCGAAGGAGCUUACCAUCUCAUGACUAGUAUGGUAUCCUCUAUGGCUCAAGACAACAAGCUCAGCGCAUCAAUCCUGCGACAGCCUGUCCAGAAGAUCCCAGACGACGGAACCCCCCAGGGCACCGUGAUUGUCAAGAACACCACUCCUGCGGCUAGUCCAGCGAAGCUCGUUAUGGCUUCUGGCAACCCUCAUCUUCGCAGCCACCGACGCCGCCAUGCUGACACUCCUACCAUGUACGAGAAGGACUUUGACAAAGACAAGCUGGCUGUAGAGAACAAGUACCCCGGACAGGAAGCCAGAUCUGGUAUGGAGCACUGCAAGCAGCUCUCCGACGUGCUCUACUCGCGCUGGGCUGACGGUCUUCGCCUUCGAUGGCCUGGCGUUUAA